Molecule: messenger RNA, 1185 nt
Organism: Fraxinus pennsylvanica
Lineage: Eukaryota; Viridiplantae; Streptophyta; Magnoliopsida; Lamiales; Oleaceae
Source: the annotation of a GenBank genome assembly
AUGGAAAUUGGAGGAAAAGGUUCUGUGUAUGGGAAUUUAGGAAAUCAUUCUUCCUUUUCCCAACCAAAACCUCCAUUAACGGCCAUAGAAAAGUUCUUGUCAUCUCAGGACAGUUUUUCUUACCAGAAAAGCUUAACUUCUGUGCAAAACCACUCACCCUUUUUUCCUCCAAACCUGUUUUCUGGGUUUUCUUCAAGUUUUUCUGCAAAUAAAUUUCCUGAAACAGGCUUUGUGAAUGUGAUUCUCCCUUAUGCAGAGGUGACCUGGAAUCAAGAUGAUGUUAUUGGAAAUUCAAAUGAAGUGAAAUUGGCAAGUGAAAGUUUUGAUCCAAGAGAAAGGAGAGAGAAAGGCCAGUCCAAUGGCUAUUUGAUCAAGGGUCAGUGGACAGAAGAAGAAGACGGGAAAUUGACAAAGUUAGUAAUGCAAUAUGGUUCAAAAAAUUGGGCUGUGAUAGCUGAGAAAAUGGUGGAGAGAGCCGGUAAACAGUGUCGUGAGCGAUGGCUUAAUCAUUUGCGUCCUGAUAUCAAGAAAGACGUUUGGAGUGAAGAGGAAGAAAGGCUGUUAAUCGAAGUCCACAAGAAGAUAGGAAACAAAUGGGCAGAGAUUGCCAAACACAUCCCCGGAAGAACUGAAAAUUCGAUAAAGAACCACUGGAAUGCGACUAAAAGAAGACAGAUUUCAAGGAGAAAAAUCAAGAAACCAAGAGGGGUAAAUGGAAAACGACAAUCAACCCUAUUACAAGAUUACAUUCUGAACAAGUAUUUCAACAACGGUUCUGGCUCUACAUCCACCUCCACCACCUCAGAUGCAGCCACCACCUGUGCCGCCACCAUUACUCCUCCCAGCUCCACCGUGGCCGAGGCAGAGGGCCAGUCUUUUUUCUCUUUCGAAACAUGUGAGGAGGAAAUGGACUUCAUGAAGAACCUAUUUGGAAACAAUGAUUUAUCCAGCAAUGCUUCGAUCGUGGAUAAUGGCAAAGCCGUGCUGUACCCUUCUUCUGCAUCAGAAACAAACACACAGAUUAAUCAAGAUGCAUUUCUUUAUCCCAAUAUGUUGGAUGCAGCCGUUGGCCUCAGUAUGAACCUGCCAAUGAAUCAAGGCCACUCCUUUGUUGGCACAAUGGAAGGGGAUUUAAUGGGAAUGGUUCCAUCCUUCCAGUUCUCUCAUCCUGGGGCUAAUCAAUAA